UACAGAAUAAGAGGAAUUGAAAGUUUUGGCCAUGACAUGUCACAUGUUAUACGAGUAAAAAGAUAAAACACAUGACCAAAAAAAAAGAACAAAUAAAAGCCAAUACACACACACACUUACCAUAGCAAUGUAUAUGGCUAACUGGAAAUGUAUUAUAGAACAGCUGUCCAUGAAAAUAAUAGAAAACAAGCAACAACAACAUUUUAAAUUUGGGGCAAGCAUGCAACCUGUAGUGCUUUUGCUUCUUGGGAUCCAUCUUGCAUUUGCUGGUCAAAACACAGCUUUUUCCCACAAUCCAGUGACACAGGGCAGUCAGUCUGUUCACCAAUAGAAAAUACAGAUAUAUUCCAAAACAAACAAUAAAGGAUAAUAUGAUAAUAUGGAUCCAAUAAAACAUAAACAGUUACGGUGGUAAGGUUUUUGUAAUGGGGAACCCACUCUCUUCAAUACCUCUACACCCUGGUUUCUGGAGACAUUAAUAUCCCAGAGUUCACAGUGGUUGGUCUGCUCGAUGAGGAACAAUUUAUGAACUUUGACAGGAAGACAAUGAAAGUUGUCCCAAAGACAGACUGGAACAAUGCAGAUCAAUGGGACAGACAGACUCAAAUUGUUCUUGGUCACUAUCAGGAAUACAACUACAACAUGCAAAUGAUAAAGGAUGUAUUUGAUCAUUCCAUGUCAAAAGGAGUUCACACUCUGCAGGUGAUGUACGGUUGUGUGUUGGAGGAUGAUGGUACCACUCGAGGAUACUAUCAGUUUGGUUAUGAUGGAGAAGAUUUUAUCAGCUUUGAUAAAAACAACCUCACUAAUAUUGCUGCUAAUCCUCAAGCUGUUAUCUUUAAGAAAAAAUUGGAUCUUAAUAGAGCUAAGGCACAAUACUGUAAAGCAUACCUGGAGAACACAUGCAUUGAGCGUCUGAAGAAAUACGUGAGCUACAACAAAGACACUCUGGAGAAAAAAGCUCCAUCUCAGGUGUCUCUAUUGCAAAAGAACUCCUCAUCUUCAGUUAUAUGCCACGCUACAGGUUUCUACCCUAGACACAUAACAAUGACCUGGAUGAAAAACCAUGAAGAGCUUCAUGAGGAUGUGGAGGUCAGUUCAACUUUACCAAAUGCAGAUGGAUCGUUCCAGAAGAGCAUCAGUCUCUCAGUCAAUCCUGAGGAGUGGAUGAAUAACCCAGAUGUCUACAGAUGUGUAGUUCAACACAUGGAAACCGAAAAGGAAAUCAUUGUCUCUUUGAUUAGAAGCACAAUCAGGACCAAUAAACGCAAUGAUGACGACAUCAUUGCAGUUGUUGGAUGGGUGGCUCUCUGUGGUGUCUUAAUUAUCAUAACUGGACUCAUUUUGUGGAAAAAGUCCUGGCAGUUUAUAAGCAUAUUAAACAGGUUAUGUAAAGGGCAGGAGUAAGUAGGGUUGUAUGGUCUACUGGUGCUACUGCACUGUAAAAAAAUAUUUUACUGCCUUAAAAUUUUUUGUUGAAUCAACUUACUAUUAUUAAUCUUGACUAGUGAUGGGUUGUUAUAACUACAGAUGAGUUGUUAUAACUUAUAAAAUAUAGUUGAAAAAGUCAACUUCAUUUUAUAAGUUGUAACAACUCAUCUCUUGUCAAGAUAAAUAAUAGUAAGUUGACAAGACUGAAAAAAAUUUAAGGC
Messenger RNA from Paramisgurnus dabryanus, 1652 nucleotides. Lineage: Eukaryota; Metazoa; Chordata; Actinopteri; Cypriniformes; Cobitidae. The record is from RefSeq and is a predicted model, not a curated record.